AGUAACUUAAAUAGGCAAGUUAAUGAAGUGAAUUUAAUAACUACAUUGCCUAAAGAUGUAGGAAUAAAAAAAAUCGAUGUUGGCCAGGGAGAAGAUAUUUGGAUUUUAGAUGAUGAUGGUGUGCUUUAUCAUUGGAGCACAAUUCGAAAAGAGAUCGUUACUAUGGCCAAGAGUGUAACUGAUUUUGCUGUCGGAAUGGAUGGGACAGUUGCUGUUAUUACAUCUUAUAAGUUUUUGUACAUUAGAAAUAUGAAUGUUUUGUGGCAAAGAUUAAAUGAAGUGAGAUAUGAUGUUUAUUAUUCUAUCUCAAUUUGCGAUUCCAAUACGAUUUUUAUCACAACCUUUAAUUUAGAUUUAAUUAAAGGGGUUUAUAAUAGUUAUACAAAUACGUAUAAUUGGGAAUAUGUUACUUCUGGUGGAUAUCGCAUUUUCCUUCAAACUUCUUGCGCUUCUCGAGAUCAAUCAUUGUGGUUAUUAGGUCCAUAUUCUUACAUUUCUAGAUAUAUAAGUGAACAUAGACAAAUUGUUCGAUCAGACAUGGCAUUUAUGCAAAUGAAAGCUCUAUCUGAAGAAUACGUAAUCGGAGUUGAUUACUCUAAUAGGUUAUGGGUAUAUUCUUACGGUACUUGGCGUUUAAUAAGAGAUGGUGUUAAAGGCGCGACCAUUAAUUAUAAUGGAGACAUUUUUUUUAUUGAUUCUGAUAAUUUUAUUUUUACCAUCAAAGAAAAUUAAGUUUUAAUAAUAAUUGUGUAAUUUUAUUAUAUUUAUUGAGUUAUAAAAUUUUUGAAUAAAAUUCUCUUUUUCUAAAUAA
This is a messenger RNA of Rhizophagus irregularis DAOM 181602=DAOM 197198, 811 nucleotides long. RefSeq lists its product as uncharacterized. NCBI's taxonomy places the organism in Eukaryota, Fungi, Glomeromycota, Glomeromycetes, Glomerales, Glomeraceae. The record is from RefSeq and is a predicted model, not a curated record.